GCUCCUCGGGCACGGCUUUCAGUAAGCCUUUGGCGCUGGCGCGGGGAAGUACCGCUUGGAGCAAGUAUUUGGGCUUUUCCUCUGUAAUGCUGGUGCACGACGCCCGUGUUAAUGGCGACUGAGAUGGUCUGGGAUAUGGACAGCUGAAGGAUUUGUUGGUUCUAAAAAUCACUUAGGAUUGUGAUGGUUCUUGGGUUUGCAGAUGUCCCUGAAAUUACCUUUUAUCAAGUGGCAAUUUUAUGCAAUGGCAUCAAGCCACAGUUCUUCACCAGUGCCUCAGUCAAACAGCAGUGAUGCUUUCUUUAAAAAGGAAAUGGAUGCUAUGAAACGCUUUCGACCUGUGCAGUCACUGCCUGAUGUGUGUCCCAAGGAACCUACAGGUGAUCCCAUUAGCUUAUGUGACAGCCCAUCUCUAGUUGUGGAUCAGCACAGAUGGACUAUUUAUCAUUCCAAAGUCAAUCUCCCAGCAGCACUAAAUGAUCCUAGGUUAGCAAAAAGGGAAUCUGAUUUCUUUACAAAAACAUGGGGAGUGGACUUUGUGGACACUGAAGUCACGCCUUCAUUCUACCUCCCACAGAUCACCAAGGAACAUUUUGCAUUAUACCAACAGGAAAUCACUCCGAGAGAGAAGGUUCAUGAAAGAUGCAAGAAUAUUUGUAGUCCUAAAGAUACCUUCGACAGGACUCUAUUACACACCCAUGAUAAAUCCAGGACAGAUCUGGAACAAGUACCUAAGAUUUUUAUGAAACCAGAUUUUGCCUUGGAAGAUUCCUUAACAUUUAAUGCCGUUUUACCAUGGUCUCAUUUUAGUACUGCUGGUGGAAAAGGAAAUCGUGAUGCAGCUUCCUCCAAGUUACUUCAAGAAAAGCUGAGCCAUUAUCUGGACAUUGUGGAAGUCAAUAUUGCUCACCAGAUUUCUCUGCGCUCUGAAGCGUUUUUUCAUGCAAUGACCUCUCAGCAUGAGUUGCAGGACUACCUCAGGAAAACCUCCCAGGCUGUAAAAUUACUUAGAGAGAAAAUCUCUAAAAUUGAUAAAGUAAUGUGUGAAGGAUCGCUUCGAGUUUUAAGACUGUCACUCACCAGAAAUAACUGUAUAAAAGCAUACAAUAAACUGAAAUUAAUGGCUACUGUACACCAAACACAGCCCACAGUACAGUUGCUGCUAUCCACUUCUGAGUUUGUUGGAGCUUUGGACUUAAUAGCCACCACACAGGAGGUGUUACAGCAAGAGCUUCAAGGCAUUCACAGUUUCCGGCAUCUUGGCUCACAGCUUUGUGAACUGGAAAAGCUGAUAGAUAAAAUGAUGAUUGCAGAGUUUUCAACGUAUGCUCGCAAUGAUUUAAAUAGACCCCUAGAAGAUGAUUGCCAAAUUCUAGAAGAGGAAAGACUUGUAUCACUUGUAUUUGGACUCUUAAAACAAAGAAAGCUAAAUUUUUAUGAAAUAUAUGGAGAUGAAAUGAUUAUUACUGCAAAGAACAUAAUUAAACAGUGUGUGGUUAAUACGGUAUCGCAGAUAGAAGAAAUAGAUACAGAAGUGGUUGUUAAGCUUGCAGACCAGAUGAGGAUGAUGAAUUUUCCUCAGUGGUUUGAUUUACUGAAGAAUAUUUUUUCUAAGUUUACCAUCUUCCUCAAGAGAAUAAAGGCAACGUUAAAUACUAUCCGUAGCGUGGUUUUCUUGGUUCUAGACAAGAACCAAAAAACCAGAGACCUGGAGGACACCUUACAAAAGAACUCGGCUAAAGACAAUACAGUGGAUAUAGAAGUAGCUUACCUGACCCAUGAAGGCAUGUUUAUAAGCGAUGCGUUCAGUGAAGGGGACCUCCUGCCUGUAGCAGCUGACACUACCUCUCAAAGAAACACUUCCCCAAACAGUGAGCCCUGUAGCAGUGAUUCAGUCUCUGAACCAGAGUGCACUACCGAUUCCUCAUCCAGCAAAGAGCAAACAUCGUCUUCUGUUACUCCAGGGGGAGUAGAGAUGAUGAUCAGUGAUGACAUGAAGCUGACUGACCUGGAACUGGUCAGGCUGGCAAACAAUAUUCAAGAGUUACUUUACAAUGCCUCUGAUAUCUGCCAUGAUCGUUCAGUCAAGUUCCUUAUGGCAAGAGCAAAGGAUGGCUUCCUGGAGAAGCUGAAUUCCAAUGAAUUCGUUGCUCUUUCUCGCUUGAUGGAAGGCUUUAUCUUAGAUACUGAGCAGAUCUGUGGCAGGAAAAGUAUGUCCUUGCGAGGAGCACUUCAGAGUCAAGCCAAUAGAUUUGUGAAUAGAUUUCAUGAGGAGAGGAAGACGAAACUAAGUCUACUUUUGGACAACGAGCGCUGGAAGCAAGCUGAAGUUCCUGCCGAGUUUCAGGAUCUUGUUGAUUCAGUGUCAGAUGGCAGAAUCUCUCUCCCUGAAAAAAAACCUGCAGCUACUGAAGAAAGAAAGCCAGCUGAAUUCCUUAUUGUUGAAGGACAAAAAUAUGCAACAGUUGGGACAGUAUUGCUGUUAAUAAGAAUAAUCCUUGAGUACUGCCAGUGUGUGGAUAACAUUCCUUCCAUCACGACUGAUAUGCUUACCCGCCUGUCUGAUUUACUGAAGUAUUUCAACUCUAGAAGUUGCCAACUAGUGCUUGGAGCUGGUGCAUUACAAGUUGUUGGUUUGAAAACAAUCACUACAAAAAACCUAGCCCUUUCUUCACGUUGCCUACAGCUAAUCGUACACUACAUUCCUAUUAUCAGGGCUCAUUUUGAAGCUCGACUGCAGCCGAAGCAGUUUAGCAUGCUCAGGCAUUUUGACCACAUUACGAAGGAUUAUCACGACCACAUAGCUGAAAUUUCAGCAAAGCUCGUUGCCAUAAUGGAUAGCUUAUUUGACAAACUAUUAUCCAAGUAUGAAGUGAAAGCUCCUGUUCCUUCCACAUGCUUCAGGAAUAUCUGCAAGCAAAUGGCAAAGAUGCAUGAAGCUAUAUAUGAUCUCCUUCCUGAGGAGCAAACUCAGAUGUUGUUUUUACGAAUUAACGCAAGCUACAAACUUCACCUGAAGAGGCAGCUGGCCCACCUAAACGUCGUCAAUGAUGGAGGACCUCUGAAUGGCCUGGUUACUUCAGAUGUAGCUUUUUACACUGGAAACCUUCAAGCUCUGAAAGGCCUUAACAACUUAGACCUGAACAUGGCGGAAAUUUGGGAGCAGAAGAGGUGAUAAUCCACCGGGAGCAGUCACUUGGCUCUGUCAACAGACCGACUUUCUUCUAAGCAGCGCGAUGACUGUGAGGUGAAUACUUAAGUCUGAGAAAGGACACUAUUGCUAGUGGGGGAAGCUAGGCUCAGAGUGAGCUGCAGGGAGUGAUCUUUUCAGUGUCCUUCAGCAAGAAACAAGUGAGCAGCUGCCUGUGCAAUGUUUUUUUCAUUCUCUCUGGAAACAGACUCAGGUUUCUUUGGACCAAAUCCAAAAGAACACAUAGCUGUAACACAGCUGUAGUUGUCUAGAAUGCUCUGUAUAUCUUUAUAUUAAAAAGAUGCUUUGCAUUUCUUCUAGUGCAAUGAAAUCCACAUGGUGUCCCACCUUAUUUAACGAUGGUACAGUAUAAAAAUCUUGCAGUUGGAACUCUGUAGAAAAUGUUUUUCUCUAUGAACAAUGCUGUUCUAAAAUUUAUUUUUUUACAGAACUUUAUAUGAAUAAAUGUCUUUUGAUUGCUUGCAUAUAGGAUUCAGAUUUGUUAGGGAGCAGUCCCGUUUCAUCUGGGCUCUAAACUGCCACCUGAAGAUAGGAUUUUCUAAGAAACUGUUCGCUGAAGCCAUCACCUACUGCAUAGAGUUGGGAAAGGAGCAGCUUCUGGCGGAACAAGAAGGUAGUGAAAAGGCUGGUGUGGGGUUAGCUUCCUGCAGCCACAAGCCUUGAGCAGGGCAAGGACAGGGGCUGCUUCUGGACCUUUCACCCUUUUAAAGAAAGACACAAAGUGUAUAAAGACAGAGGAGGCCACAGAAAACAGUGCAGGAAGAAUCUUAAUCAUUUUUAGGCUGCUUUUAAAAGGUUGCCCUAUUAAGGAAGGUGUAACUGCAAUUAAUUUAUUUCAGAGGUUUUAAUACUACCUUUUAAGACUGGAUGCUGCCAGUACUCCUAAAUAAAAGUGCCUGUGUAUCUCACCUCACACCUCACCCUGUGCCGCUGAUGUACGGUGGAAUGGUCUCCAGUGUGUGUGCCUAUGUUUUUUUUCAGACAGGCAUGCUGAUCUGUUAGCAUAACAGAUGUCACUCAGUGUCAGUCAAAAUAAAGCUAUCCAAUCACAGUUGUUUUUAAAGACCAACUUCUUUAAUGAUACAUACCAGUGUUAUACUAAGCUUAUAAAAUAAAGUCUGCAUGUAAAUACAAGAGAAACAUUAAGAAAUCAAUAGUGAUCGGGACAGGGAGUUCAAUUCCUGUACAAAUUUAGAAAUGACUCACUCAGAGAAGAUAAAUUAACAUACAUGGCUGUGACAAUAUGAACAUGGGUGUAGUCAACGUGAUCCAUUGCUUGAAGAAAGAGGGCAGAUCAAGGAUUAAGAUAUUAACAGGAGAUCCAGUCUUAAAUGGGAUGUGAAAAAGCAAACACCACACGUGGAUACUGAGGCAUUUUUCUCAAGUAUUCGAUUCUUUGGGUGAGUUUGGAACACCAACGCUUCCUGCUCUCACAAUACAGAAAUGGAGGUACUGACAGCCUUACCCCAGUCUCUCGCCAUACAAACGGGGACGGGACAUCCCGCUUGUCAUCUGGGGGCUUAGAGGCCUAGAGGUUGGGAUGUUCAUGAGCACAUGAAAUACAGGGUUUUAAGAGCCUGUUUAGCAGUAGUGAAACUUUUGGUUUUUAAUUGUGCCUGCACUUCAUAAAAAGUCACAUGAGUAGCUAACUAUGUUGUCCCACAUGUAUUGCUUCACAGCUUUAUUUCUGCAGUUACAAGCAAUU
Messenger RNA from Athene cunicularia (burrowing owl), 4916 nucleotides. RefSeq names its product VPS54, GARP complex subunit (gene VPS54). Gene Ontology annotation, biological process: retrograde transport, endosome to Golgi; Golgi to vacuole transport. Bases 203 to 3175 code for a protein of 990 amino acids. The transcript has 23 exons. The record is from RefSeq and is a predicted model, not a curated record. NCBI's taxonomy places the organism in Eukaryota, Metazoa, Chordata, Aves, Strigiformes, Strigidae. Gene Ontology annotation, molecular function: syntaxin binding. Gene Ontology annotation, cellular component: GARP complex.